Penicillium cataractarum is the source of this 1560-nucleotide messenger RNA. RefSeq lists its product as uncharacterized. Gene Ontology annotation, cellular component: membrane. Gene Ontology annotation, biological process: transmembrane transport. The record is from RefSeq and is a predicted model, not a curated record. The transcript has 6 exons. Gene Ontology annotation, molecular function: transmembrane transporter activity. Bases 1 to 1560 code for a protein of 519 amino acids. Lineage: Eukaryota; Fungi; Ascomycota; Eurotiomycetes; Eurotiales; Aspergillaceae.
AUGGCGGGUGGCAAGGAGGUUCUGGCCCAUGAGGUCGGCCUGGAUGCGAAUUCCCAGGAUGAUCGAGAUAUGGAGCGUUUGGGGAAAGCCCAGCAGUUUAAGGUCGGUCGCCGAAACUUCAAAUUCUAUUCGAUUCUGGGAUUCACAACGACGUUGAUGGCCUCGUGGGAGUCUAUUCUUCUCACGAGUACCUAUGGCCUGAUUGAUGGUGGGCGAGCCGGCAUGGUCUAUGUCUAUCUCGCGUCGUUUGUGGGAUUUUUCGCAUCUGUUAUUUCUAUGGCAGAGAUAUCUUCGAUCGCCCCAACCUCCGGAGGUCAAUAUCACUGGGUCAGCGAAUUCGCGGCUCCGCGCUGGCAACGGUUCUUGAGCUAUCUGACUGGGUGGCUGUCCGUUCUGGGGUGGCAAGCGGCCUUCGCCAGCAUUUGCUUCCUCUGUGGAACCCUGAUCCAGGGUCUUCUCGUGUUCAACUACUCUGGCCCUGAGGGAUAUAUCUAUGGCUAUGAGCGCUGGCAUGGAACCCUGUUGACAAUGGCGAUCGCUGCUGUCGGCACAUUGGUCAACACCUACGGCGCGAAGUUUUUGCCUCCACUGGAGGGCAUCAUCCUGGGCCUUCACAUCUUUGGAUUCGUUGCCGUCCUGGUGCCAAUGUGGGUGAUGUCGCCCGGCCAGGCCCCGUCAUCUGAAGUGUGGACUGUGUUCGGCAACGAGGGUGGCUGGGCAAGCAUGGGUCUGGCGUGUCUAGUGGGCCAGCUUACUCCCAUCUUUUCUUGGACAGGGCCCGAUGCUGCAACUCAUAUGGCAGAGGAGGUUCAAAAUGCGGCUCUUGUUGUUCCAUGGUGCAUGGUGUCUACUGCCCUGAUCAAUGGUGGCCUAGGAUUCGUCAUGCUUGUCACUCUUUUGUACAACAUGGGCGAGAUUGCCGAUGUUCUUAACCCACCGAGCAGCUUUUCAUUCAUCCCAGCCGUCCAUCAUGCGACAGGGUCCGUAGCUGCUACAAAUGGCGUGGCCGCAAUAAUUCUCGUCAUGGAAGUUUGCAGUGCGAUUGGUAUCCUUGCGACUGCCUCCCGACAGACCUUUGCUUUUGCCCGUGAUAACGCCCUCCCAUUCUCUCGUUCUCUAGCCCACGUCAACCGUCGUACUCAGAUCCCAGUUACCUCAGUUCUUGUUUCCACUAUUAUCACCCUGCUGCUGAGCUUGAUUAACAUCGGCUCUACUGCUGCCUUUAACGCGAUCGCAUCUGUCAUGAUCGCUGCACUAUUUACCACGUAUAUCUUAUCGAUUGGUGCAUUCAUUCGAGCUCGAUUCCAGCCCGGUGGAAUCCCUCCUUCUCGUUUCUCUCUUGGAGCGCUCGGAUUGCCUAUCAAUGUUUUCUCUGUGGCGUAUCUCUGUUUCGCUAUCAUCUUCACUUUCUUCCCGACCGCCGCGAACCCCACGCCGGUAGAUAUGAACUGGUCGAUUCUCGUUUUUGGAGUCGUGGUGAUUUUCGCUAUCGUCCAGUACCUUGGCCAUGGUCGCCUUGUCUAUCAAGCUCCAGUGACGCAGGUUCGCAAGACGGAAUAA